AUGCCGAAGCCUGCGCGCGCUGAGAUCAGCGCGCCCAGGCUUCGCGGACCUCUCCGCGAGCAGCGGCAGCGCUGCCGCUGCUUGCGGAGAGUUGCCGGCAUGCCGAGCCUGCGCGCGCUGAGAUCAGCGCGCCCAGGCUUCGCGGACCUCUCCGCGAGCAGCGGCAGCGCUGCCGCUGCUUGCGGAGAGUUGCCGGCAUGCCGAAGCCUGCGCGCGCUGAGAUCAGCGCGCCCAGGCUUCGCGGACCUCUCCGCGAGCAGCGGCAGCGCUGCCGCUGCUUGCGGAGAGUUGCCGGCAUGCCGAGCCUGCGCGCGCUGA
Molecule: messenger RNA, 318 nt
Organism: Podarcis lilfordi (Lilford's wall lizard)
Lineage: Eukaryota; Metazoa; Chordata; Lepidosauria; Squamata; Lacertidae
Source: the annotation of a GenBank genome assembly